AUGGAAGUUUUGGAUGCUCGAUGUACGGUUAUAUCAAAUGCAGAAGCUUUGAACUUGCUGAUAACGGCAAAGGCCAAGCAAAACAAAGAACGAUCUCUCAGACAACACCAGACAGUGCUGUACGAGACUGUAAAAUACCUUAAAGAGACUCCGGCUAUCAGUCAGACAGAACAACAUGUCGUUGAACUAAUGAAAGCUCUCGAACCGUACAAGUUGACUGGAGCCGAAGUUUUGCAAAUUGUGAAUCACAGGCCGACAGAUAGUCUCGGUCUUGGAGUGUUGAUUGAAGAGUGCGAUGAGAGGAUCAACGACGAUCAGAUGGGCGAGAUUUUGGACAUUGUGAUCAGGAUUCUGCCGGCACCAGUGAAUGAAGCUUCUGAAGCUUCGUGA
Messenger RNA from Bursaphelenchus okinawaensis, 390 nucleotides. NCBI's taxonomy places the organism in Eukaryota, Metazoa, Nematoda, Chromadorea, Rhabditida, Aphelenchoididae. The record is from the annotation of a GenBank genome assembly.